Molecule: messenger RNA, 1980 nt
Organism: Balaenoptera ricei (Rice's whale)
Lineage: Eukaryota; Metazoa; Chordata; Mammalia; Artiodactyla; Balaenopteridae
Gene: SPACA9
Product: sperm acrosome associated 9
Exons: 5
Coding region: 579-1289 (236 amino acids)
Cellular component (GO): sperm flagellum; acrosomal vesicle; ciliary base
Source: RefSeq, a predicted model, not a curated record
GCUGGCGCCUGGCCUGGGUCCCCGCUCCUCCGCCGGCGAGCUCAGCCGCCUGGGGCAAGUGCUUCCCUGCCCUGGCCUCGUCCGCGCCCCUCUGCGCGCCCCCAGCGGGGCACCUCAAGUCUCCUCCAGCUGUGGCCUUAUGGGGUCAGAGGUGUCCCCUGAUAGGGUCCCCCUGUGCUGAGAGACCCCACUACACCCCGAGGACACGUCGGCCCCCGAGAGGGCGGGAGGCGGAUCCUGCUUCUGGUUCCGUCAUCGCGCCCUGGCCCAGACGUUAGGAGCUCCUUGAGCCACCCCGGCUCUGCUCUCUGGGCCUCAGUUUCCUCAUCUUUAAAAUGAAGACGCUGAGUAGAUAUCAAGAAGUGCCUGCACCCUGCGCCUUUCAUCCAGACUAAUCUGGCUGCAGUGACUCUUGUUCAAGGGACGAUCACUUUGGAUAGCUUAUUACAGCUCCUCUCACGGUACUCCUGGUGUGCAUGUCACAAGUCGAUAGGAUCAAGAACCAAGUCGGUUUUGCUCUCAGGGGCUCUUGGGGCCACCAGUCAAGACUUCUUCUCGCCUGUGAAUGAGCAGACAGGAUGAUGAAUGAGGUGAAAGAAUCCCUUCGAAGUGUGGAGCAGAAGUACCGGCUCUUCCAGCAGCAGCAGUUCACCUUCAUCGCUGCCCUGGAGCACUGCAGGGAGAAUGCCCACGACAAGAUCCGGCCCGUCUCCAGCAUCGGGCAGGUGCAGAGCUACAUGGAGCACCACUGCGGCAACUCCACAGACCGGCGUGUCCUGCUCAUGUUCCUGGACAUCUGCACAGAGCUCGGCAAGCUGUGCCAGCACUUCGAGGCCCUGCACUCGGGCACCCCCAUCACCAACGACCUCCUCGAGAAGUGCAAGACCCUCGUUAGCCAAAGCAACGACUUAAGCAGCCUGCGAGCAAAGUACCCUCACGACAUGGUGAACCACCUCAGCUGCCACGAGGCCAGGAACCACUAUGGAGGCGUGGUCAGCCUCAUCCCCACUGUCCUAGACUUGAUGAAAGAAUGGGUCGCCCACUCGGAGAAGCUGCCCCGCCAAGCGCUGCAGCACGUGAGUGAGCCCCAGGCCAUAGGCACCCAGCCUCGGUUAAGAAAAGACAAGUGUGGGCAACCGACACAAGACAGCCUCAAACCUAGGGGGAAAAACAAAGAAUGUUCAAAACCACCCUGGAGACCACCUGGUGGGAAACUAACUCAGCCGGUGACCUGCUUGAUCCCAAUCCCAUCCUGUCCCGUCCCGUCCCGUGGGGCACUUUGCUACUAAGCUUGGUUUCCACUAGUUGAUCCAUUUUCACCGGUGCCCACAGUCUUUGCCCCUUAUUAACCCCCAAGGGGACCGCCCCAUGUAUGUCUGAGAACCUCUCUCCCUCUCGUGCUUUAACUUCUAACUUUUCCUCGCCUCCGAGCGUCAGGCUCCGUGCUGAUGAAGAGGACUGUCACUUAGUGUUGCUGGUAGAGGGUGUCCCGGGGAGGCUGGGAAAGGGCUAGGGCACCGACUGUGCUGCCCAGGCCCAGCUUUCCCAGCUGAGCCGCUCAGCUGGAGGCGGCCGCUCAGCUCCCUUCCCCCCGCGGCGGCAGCCAUAGGCGAGACGCCACUCUCUGCAAGACAGGGCUGCUCCCGCCUCCCGGGGUGCCGAGGGCAGCUCGCUGCACUGCUCAGUGUGAUCAGGUCUCUGGACCAAAGCCCAAGGGGGAACGAACCCGCCUUGCCUCUCCUUUACUUGGGAGGGAGACUGAGAGAAGCCGGAAGAAUUGACUUUGUGGCUCCCGUCCACGGACAGUUACCUGGUUUCCACAACAUAAUUGAGGCCCAGAUGUUGUAAAAUGCGUCACUGGCUUCCGAGCUUGCCAGAAGUACUGUCUGACUGUUGGUUUUUGCCUUCACAGGGGGCGACUUAGCUUCUGUAUUCUUGCUUCCUCGGGGGCGAUGUUCAAGAAUAAAAAGUGUUCUGCCA